AUGGGGGCCCAGCUCUGCUUGCAGGCGGGCGCGGCCGCCCGGGAGCCGCGGGAGCCGCUGCGCUUCCACGCCGAGGCCCGGGGCGCGCAGGUGCAGCUGGGCCCGGCGCGGAGCACGGCGCGCCGCCUCGCCACCUUCCACGACGGCAUCGUGUUCAGCCAGCGGCCCGUGCGGCGCGGGGAGCGCGUGGCGCUGCGCGUCCUGGGCCACGAGCGCGGCUGGAGCGGCGGCCUCCGCGUGGGCUUCACGCGCCUGGACCCCGCGCGCGUGCGGCCGCGCAGCCUGCCGCCCUUCGUGUGCCCCGACCUGGAGCUGCGCAGCCCCACGUGGGCGGCCGUGCUGCCCGGCGGCGCGCGCGCCGGGGACCUGGUGCGCUUCUGGCUCAGCCGCCGCGGCCGCCUCUGCGCGCGCGUCAACGCGGGCCCGCGCCUGCGGCUGCGCGAGGGGCUGCCCACCGGCGCCCCCCUCUGGGCCGUGAUGGACGUGUACGGCACCACCAAGGCCAUCGAGCUGCUGGAUCCCUCCGACAGCGCCCUGCUCACAGCCUCGCCCUGGGCCCUCCCGCUGGAGCCUCCCUCAGACCCUCCCUCAGACCCUGAAGCCCCAGCGGGACAGGAGUGUGCCGUCUGCCUCCACCACGCAGCCAACACCUGCCUGGUGCCCUGCGGCCACACGCACCUCUGCAGCUGCUGCGCCCGGCGGGUCUUCGGGGACACGGCCAGGUGUCCCCUGUGUCGCUGGGAGAUCGAGGCCGUGGUCCCUGCCCGCCCGCCAGCCCUGAGGUCUGAAGCCGGCCUCCCGGUGUGA
Messenger RNA from Pipistrellus nathusii (Nathusius's pipistrelle), 807 nucleotides. NCBI's taxonomy places the organism in Eukaryota, Metazoa, Chordata, Mammalia, Chiroptera, Vespertilionidae. The record is from the annotation of a GenBank genome assembly.